Molecule: messenger RNA, 2672 nt
Organism: Musa acuminata subsp. malaccensis (wild Malaysian banana)
Lineage: Eukaryota; Viridiplantae; Streptophyta; Magnoliopsida; Zingiberales; Musaceae
Source: RefSeq, a predicted model, not a curated record
AGAGAGAGAGAGACAUGGACAUAAACUCACCUGUUUGAUGAGAUGUUUGUAAUGUUCUCUCCUCUCAGCUUCUUUUGACCUUUCCGCUUCUCUCCCAAACCUCUCUUGCUGCUUUGUUGGUUGUUCUAUCCUGAUCUCAGGAGUGGCAUCGAUCCAUGGUGUCUAGCUUUUCCUUCUAGUGUGAGAGCUACUGAUCCAUAGUCUUCUUCCUCAGUUUCCUCGAACACACUUCAGGCGAUUCUUCUGCGACCUGAGUCCUUGAUUUGGCCUUCUUCAUGAAUAACUGGUUGGCUUUCUCUCUCUCCCCCCAUGAGCUCCCUUCCUCACAGCCUCAUCAGAGCCAUUCGCCAUCUGCUGCUGUCUCCCACUUCAUCUCCGGCGACGAUGUCUCCACCAACUGCUACGAUUUCUCUGCCGACUCCACAUCGGAGCCGCCGAUGGGAAUACCCACCCUGAGACCUGACUUAUCCUUCUGCAUCUUAGAGGCCUUCGAUAGACACCAUCACCACCAAACCCAAGAUUGGAACAUGAAGAGCUUCGGAGGCCCCUCGGAACUAUCCGUUCUGGUUGGAUCGAGCAGUAACCAGAACACUAUGGAGGAAGAUGAGCCCAAGCUCGAAGACUUCCUCGGUGGGAAUUCGAUCUCAGAUCAUGAUCGAAAGGUUCUACCUGCUGCACUUACCAGCGAUGAGUACAUGUUCUCCACCUCCUCCUUCCAGGCGCAAGACGCUUCCAUGGUGUCAUCCGAUGCUCACGGUGGAGGCCUGAUGAGCGACGGCAACGGUGGUUCUUCGAGCAACUCCAUCGGGCCGUCCGUGAUCAAGACAUGGUUGAGGAACCAAUCCAUCCCACAGCAGCAGGCCAACGACAUGGCCGGGGGUGGCGGGUCAAGCUGUAGCAGCAGUGCGAUGGUAGCCAACGUUAUCGGCACGUUAACGAACUCCCAGGGCUUAUCGUUGUCCAUGAGCACAGGCUCGCAGUCGAGCUCGGCUCUGCCGCUACUGGUGAGGGGGGUAAGCGGUGGAGGUGAGAGCUCGUCGUCGGACAACAAGCAGAAAGGCACUGCAGGUGGCGCAGAUGCACAGACUGGUCCAAUGGAAGCAGUUCCUCGGAAGGCCGUGGACACAUUUGGGCAGAGAACUUCCAUUUACCGGGGCGUGACGAGGCAUCGAUGGACAGGUAGAUACGAGGCUCAUCUAUGGGACAACAGUUGCAGAAGAGAAGGACAGACACGCAAGGGUAGACAAGUCUAUUUGGGUGGCUAUGACAAAGAAGACAAGGCAGCUAGGGCUUAUGAUUUGGCUGCUCUCAAGUACUGGGGUCCUACUACAACCACAAACUUCCCUAUAAGCAACUACGAGAAUGAGCUGGAAGAGAUGAAGCACAUGACAAGGCAGGAAUUCAUUGCAUCACUCAGAAGAAAGAGCAGCGGGUUCUCUAGGGGUGCAUCUAUUUAUCGUGGAGUAACAAGGCAUCAUCAGCAUGGAAGAUGGCAAGCAAGGAUAGGAAGAGUCGCAGGGAACAAAGACCUCUAUUUGGGAACCUUCAGCACCCAAGAAGAGGCCGCCGAGGCGUACGAUAUCGCGGCCAUCAAGUUCCGGGGGCUGAACGCAGUCACCAACUUCGACAUGAGCCGGUACGACGUGAAGAGUAUCCUCGAGAGCAACAUGCUGCCCGUCGGCGGCGCCGCCAAGCGGCUCAAGGACGUGGGCGAGCACGCCGAGCCCGGCGCGAUUGGGAGGAGGGCAGAAGACAGCCGUCUCGCCCCGCGGUUCGACGGGACGGGUGGCUACGGCGCUUCUCACCACCAAGGCUGGCCGACGACUGUCGCUUUCCAUCAGCCGCCGCCCUUGCAGCCGCCGCGGUGGGGUGCUCAGUUUCCCUACGGUCCGACGCGGGGUUGGUGCAAGCAGGAGGUGGCCACCGCUCACGGCCUGCAGGACCUUCACCAGCUCCACUCGGGCACCAACACCCACAACUUCUUCCAGCCGUCGUCGGUGCUUCAUCACAGCCUUGUAAGCGUCGACGCCUCGUCGCUGGAACACAGCACGGGAUCGAACUCGGUGGUGUACGGCGGAAGCUAUCAUGGCGGCGGGUACGUGAUGCCGAUGAGCACGGUGGUGACGGAUCAAAGCGGCGCAGCGAACCAAGCAGGCUGUGGUAAUCUCAUCGACGAAGAAGGGACUGCAGAUCCUUAUUCUUCGAGCAGGAAUGCUUACUAUCUCGCUCAUCAGUUGUCUUCCGGCAACGCCAAAGCCAGGGAGUACGAGCAGAACAAUGCAUGGAUGCAUGCGCCAGCUCUGGCGAUGGCGUCGAGGUCGAACGGCAUGGCUGCUGACCAUGGAGCUCCACCGUUCACAGUGUGGAAUGAUGCUUAGGGGUGGGAAAGAAGAGACUGCAUUGCAUUAGAAGGAGAGAGGCAUUUGCUCCUGAUCAUGAUUGCUUCCAUCUGUUUUGGUGAAAGUAUUUCCGGUUUUCUCAGCAUGAGAAUUCUUCUGAUGGGGUUUGGUAAUGGCAGGUGAGGAUUGAUGCAACUUAACUUGGCACAGUUCUUACUGGCUGUUAAUUUUGGGGUGAUUCAGAAGAAUCAUCUGUUAGAAAAGACUAUGUAAAGUUGUUAAAAUUAAUCCUUUUUUUUUACUAUCUCUAUAAUAAUAAUUAUUAUUAUUAUU